Corylus avellana is the source of this 3900-nucleotide messenger RNA. Its product is annotated as protein DETOXIFICATION 8. NCBI's taxonomy places the organism in Eukaryota, Viridiplantae, Streptophyta, Magnoliopsida, Fagales, Betulaceae. The record is from RefSeq and is a predicted model, not a curated record. Gene Ontology annotation, molecular function: xenobiotic transmembrane transporter activity; antiporter activity. Gene Ontology annotation, cellular component: membrane. Gene Ontology annotation, biological process: xenobiotic detoxification by transmembrane export across the plasma membrane.
GAAAAUCUCUUUCCAGUUUUGCAGUAGGUUCCAUUCCACUAUAGUCAGAUCGGACCUCGUAUCUUUUCGAUUUGGUUCGAUUUUAUAUAUGCCAACUGAUCCCACGGUUGGCAUCAGUACCGCUCAAUCUCUCUCACACGAAGUAUCCUUCCUAGAAAACAGAAAGCACGAUUCUGGGAAUUAAUCUGAUACCAGGGAGUAACUAGGGUUCCAUGAGCCAAACAGCUCCUUAAGAGCAUUCUCAUACACGGAGCUAGUAAGGGAAUGGAAGAGGCACUACUAUUGUCAAGGAGGGAAGGGAGGGAAACAUGGGGUGCCUUCACGGAGGAGCUUAAAAGAGUGAGCUGCAUGGCAGCUCCCAUGGUGGUGGUUACAUUGUCACAGUUUCUUCUGCGGGUCGUAUCGGUGAUGAUGGUUGGACAUCUCGGUGAACUCGAACUCGCCAGCGUCGCUAUCGCCAGCUCUUUUACUAUCGUCACUGGCUUCAGUCUUCUUUUUGGGAUGGCUGGUGCUUUGGAAACUUUGUGUGGGCAAGCAUAUGGGGCAGAGCAGUACCAGAAGGUGGGGAUAUACACUUACUGUGCAAUAUUCUCUCUUACUUUGGUUUGUCUGCCUGUCUCUGUCCUCUGGAUAUUCAUGGACAAACUAUUAACACUGCUAGGCCAAGAUGCUUCAAUCUCACUUGAAGCUGGCAAAUACUCAAUUUACCUCAUCCCUGCACUAUUUGGGUAUGCUAUUCUCCAAUCACUGGUUCGGUACUUCCAAUCUCAAGGCUUGAUCCUUCCAAUGCUCUUUAGCUCAUGUGCAACUCUAUGUUUCCAUGUUCCUCUUUGUUGGGCUUUGUUAAUUAAGUUUGAAUUAGGAAUAACUGGAGCAUCUUUGACUAUUGCUUUAUCAUAUUGGUUGAAUGCAAUCAUGCUCGGACUCUAUAUAAAGUAUUCCUCAGCCUGUGAGAAAACCUGGGUCUCCUUUUCAAAGGAUGUUUUCCUAAGCAUGAGGGAGUUCUUUCGCCUUGCUAUCCCCUCUGCUUUGAUGGCUUGUCUUGAAUGGUGGUCAUUUGAGCUGCUUAUACUACUCUCUGGGCUUCUGCCAAAUCCGAAGCUUGAAACCUCUGUUCUUUCUAUAUGCCUUACCACGAUGUCAUUGCACUACUUCAUUCCAUAUAGCGCUGGUGCCGCUGCAAGCACUCGGAUUUCAAAUGAAUUAGGAGCUGGGAAUCCAUCUGCAGCACGGCUGUCUGUAAAUGCUGUGAUGUUUCUAGCAGUCAUAGAGGUAGUCAUUGUGAGCACAACUCUUUUUUGCUGCCGUUCUUUCUGGGGAUAUGCUUACAGCAAUGAAAAGGAAGUUGUGGAUUAUAUCAAAGAAAUGACUCCUCUGCUUUGUGUCUCGGUUAUCAUGGAUACCUCACAAGCUGUGCUUUCUGGGGUUGCUAGAGGAAGCGGGUGGCAACAUAUAGGCGCUUUUGUGAAUCUUGGGGCAUAUUACUUGGUUGGGAUACCGGUGGCUGUUGUAUUGUGUUUUGUUCUACAUUUGAGAGGGAAGGGCCUCUGGAUUGGAAUAUUGAUUGGUUCUACUGUACAAGCAAUAUUGCUUGCUCUGGUAACAGCAUUCACAAAUUGGCAAAAACAGGCUGCCAAGGCGAGGGAGAGGGUAUUUAAGGGAACAAUAUCUGCAGAGAAUUGUUUGGAUUGAAUGAUUCAAUGCCAUAAUAGCAGAUCCCCUAAGCAAACCGGACUAUUUUAAUGUGUCAAAUUUUUUUAGUAAUAAUGCAACAUGUAAAAUGAAUGAUUGAAAUGUAAUUCAGUUUCUACUUUGUACAUAAUAAAUUAGUGAAGUUUAUUAGGAGUUAAUCAUGGGAAUAUCAGUGUCCCCUAAUAGAAUAAAAAUAUAAUAUGUAGCAUUGUUACGUCAACCCGAGACGAAAAUAUAGUAUAUAACAUUUCUAUAUCAGCUCAAGGUGGGAUGGGGGUGUUAUAGGUGGCAUUAUUAAGAGUUGUGAAUGCAAGGCAUUUAAUUCGCUGAACACUUCAAAAUUUGUGAAUGCAGCAAGAACAUUAUUUUGCAGGGUUGACUUCCUUUCUUAUGGGAAUUAGGAUCCUCUCCAGUUCAUUUAAACUGGAUAAUAUUUGGUUAGUUAUAUUAGAAAGGUAUUUUUGUUCCCUCAAAAAGUGAAAAGACAAAAAUACUCCUCUAAUAUAACCUGAUCCUUCCAAUGCUUGUAAGCUCUUGUGCAAUUCUUUGUUUGCAUAUACCUCUCAGUUGGGCUAUGCCGCUAUGGUAUGUAAGUUUGAAUUAGGAACUAUGGGCACAGCAUUAGCCAUUGGCAUAUCAUAUUGGUCAAACGUUAUCUUGCUUUGGUUUUAUAUGAGAUACUCAUCAGCCUGUGAGAUAACCCGUGUCCGGUUUUCCAUGGAUACUUUCCUGAGCAUUAGGCAGUUCUUCCUUCUUGCCAUCUCUUCUGCUACAAUGGUUUGUUUUGAAUGAAUUGGGAGCGGGAAAUCCACCGGCAGCCCAAGUGGCUGUUGGGGUUGUUACAGUCCUUGCAGUUGCAGAGGCAGCUGUAGUAAGCAGUGCUCUCUACUGCAGCCACCAUGUCUUGGGAUAUGCUUACUGCAAUGAGAAGGAAGUUGUGGCCUAUGUUGCAAAAAUGGUUCCCCUGCUUUGUCUCUCAGUCAGCGUGGACAGCUUAUUAGGAGUACUCUCAGGGGUUGCAAGAGGCAGUGGAUGGCAGCAAAUGGGAGCAUAUUAUCUAGUGGGAAUUCCAGUAGCUGUUCUUUUGAGUUUUGUUCUGCAUUUAAGAGGAAGGGGGCUUUGGAUUGGAAUAUUGACAGGAUCCAGUGUGCAAGCAAUUAUACUCUCUAUUUUAACAGCAUCUACUAAUUGGCACAAGCAGGCAACCAGGGCAAGAGAGAGAACAUUUGAUAUUUUGAUGGGCAACUUUUAGCUCAUAAUGGAUUGGCAUAAAGAACUGAUACAAUUCCAAGGCUGCAAUCCUGUCUCAAUUAGAUAGGUAAGGUGGCUAAAUUAGAAGACUGAAAAUUAUUGGCUUGGAGCAAAAGACUUGCUAUACAACUAUCUAUGUUUAUGUUUAUAUGGUAUAUCUUAUCUAGUAAUAAGUUGUGUUUUAUUUUGAUUUGAAUUCUUAUUUAUAUUGUAUUUUAUGCGGACCAUUUUAUCGAUAUAAUUGACUGCAUGAUAUUGGCCACAGACAAAGAUGGAUUGGGAUUUCCAACAAUUUAUGCAGCAAUUAUAAGAGAGUUUAUAUGAGAUUCAUUCAUUAGCUUAGAAAUGACUUAGCAGAGAUUUAUUCAUUCAUCAGAGACUUAGCAACCCAACUGAUCAAAAUUUUAGCAAUUUUGGUGACAGAUUGUUAGACAUCGAUGAUAAGAAUAAUCAUUCCCUCUUUAUCCUCCUAUGGGUAUACAAAUUACAAAAAAUAUGACAAGCUAUAUAUGAAGUGUAUCAAACAAAAAACAAGACUAUAAAGCCUCUUAUAUUCAUAUAUAUCACUGCUGUAAUAGGUAGCGAAAAUUACACACCUUGCACAAAUAAAGACAGGAAAAGAGCUAGCAUCUUAUUUUCCCUUCUCAAAAUAAAACAAGCAAAUUAAAGAACCUUAUAAGCUUAUGCAUCCUUUCCCUUCUGCAGCAGCCUUCUAGAAUUGAAGUGCAUGCUAGUAAGGCGGAGGAUGGCGAUGCCAGGGUGGAGGAGGACGAUAGGGGUCUAGAAACGGUGGUGGAGGGGGACCAGGAGGUGGUCCAUAACCAUAAGGUGGCGGGGGUGGUCCUGGUGGAUGAUGAUGGUGGUGGUGAUGAUGAGGUGGUGGCGGUGGCGGAUGAUAGAAUUCAGGACGUGGCGGAGGUGGUGGCGGACCAUACAUAUGUGGCGGGGGUGGUGGAG